AUGACUGAAAACGAACCAGGGCGGCUGGGGCUGCAUAAGCAGCACACUUUGGACUCGUCAAGUGUCCCGGACGAAUCUGUACUACUUUAUAAGACUGCUGGUACCACACUUGCCACUAGCAAUUACGACUCCAGAGUGACCAAGAUGCUUCGGAAUCAGUCUAAAGUGCAAGCCAUGAUUGCAGAGGCUGGAAAUUCCAACGAAGGUAUGCUGAACCUGCUGAAAAAGUACGUGGUGUACACCAUAAGGCUUGUGAGCGAUGACGAAAAUGAUGAUAUUAAUACAAGACGACGUUACAGUGACUUCGAAAGCUUGCGAGAAGUGUUGGUGAAGACGUUCCCACUUGUGGUCAUUCCCCCGAUUCCUCCUAAGAAUUAUUUUCGGUUGAACGUGAUGGAGUUGGUGCUGUCUUCCUCCGCAUCGGGCGCCAGCGAUAUCGAUUCGGGAACGCCCGAGUCGUAUUCAUACAUCAAUUCCACCCAUCUUAACAAGAACAAGCUCAUUGAGCACCGAAAACGGCUUCUUGCCAGUUUUUUGAACAGUUGUCUCCAAAUCUCCCAAAUACGAAAUCUCGAAUUCUUUGCCAAGUUCUUGGACCCCAACGCCAAUUGGUCCGACGAAAUCAAACUCAUAUACAACCACCUCCCCAAACUGAUAUAUCAGCUGAAUCCAGAAAACGGACUCAAGACCGAUCCGUUGUACUCGCAUUUGCCCAUACCUCUGGACCAUCCCAUCAACAUGUUUUUACGACCAAUUCUGAGCAACGGAAAACGCCUAUCGAGGAAAGCUGGUCUUUUCCUGAACGGUGGAGAGAGCUCUGAACCAAAUCUGGACCAAUCACCACCGGCGCUAGCAUCGUACACUUCUGGCCUUGACUUGAUAAACCGCCGAAUCACCGAGAAUUUCAUAGGCAUAUCAAAGGAUUACAGUGAAUUGGGCUCCGUCUUCAAUGCCAUAUCCAUGGAUUUGUCUGAUCCUCCAGAGAUUAGCAUCAGAGACAACAUUGUCAGUGCAAAGCUAAAUGUCAUAUUUGAUAAAAUAGGCCAGGUUUUUGACAGAUCCUACAUCACCAUUAACUCGCUUGUUUCCGAUCUAGAAACAAAGUUCUCCGAGCCUUUGGGAGAGGCGGUUCAGUACACUUCUGUAUUGCAGUCUUUAAACAAAUUCGAAGCUCGCAAGCUUAAACAACAAGAGCUUGUGGACGCCGAAAUCAAGGAAAAGAAGCAAGCAUUGCAAGUGCUUCAAUCGGGACAGCUGGUUCCAGAUGCGGUAGGAUCAAGAUUCAAGUUGCCGGGGUUCAAGAAACUUUCUCUGUACGUUACUGACAUGAUGGAUCAGAACCCAGAGCUCACGAGAAAGCAGAAAUUGGAGGAUGUCAAGCAGCGACUCUCUACGCUAGAGAAAUGCCAGAAAAUCAUGAUUCUGGAUAUUUCGUACAUCACUGAUGAGAUUGGCAAGAAUAGCGAGACCUUUCACGAAAAACAAUUGAAGGAAUUGCUCGGAAUAUUGGCACGAUAUAACUCGUUUCUCAUGGCUUGGGCUCAAAAGAAUGUGGAUGUAUGGGAGGAUAUACGCGACGAGAUAGCAAAGUUAUAG
Molecule: messenger RNA, 1596 nt
Organism: Meyerozyma guilliermondii ATCC 6260
Lineage: Eukaryota; Fungi; Ascomycota; Pichiomycetes; Serinales; Debaryomycetaceae
Exons: 1
Coding region: 1-1596 (531 amino acids)
Molecular function (GO): phosphatidylinositol binding
Source: RefSeq, a predicted model, not a curated record